Molecule: messenger RNA, 1655 nt
Organism: Theobroma umbraticum
Lineage: Eukaryota; Viridiplantae; Streptophyta; Magnoliopsida; Malvales; Malvaceae
Source: RefSeq, a predicted model, not a curated record
CAAAACCUGCUUCUACUUCCUCUGAUAAUCAUAAUGCCAAGUCGAUUGAGAAUCGUCCCUUGGCCAGUUUUCCUCCUAGCAUUUGGAGAGAUCUUUUUCGCACAUGUCCUGAAAUGAAUAUGGAUCCUACUACUAAACCACAUGAAGAAUUGAAGCAAAAAGUAAAGAGAAUGUUGACCACACCUAUGGAUAAACCAUCCCAAAAGUUGCACUUAAUUGAUGCAGUGCAACGCUUAGGUGUGGCUCAUCAUUUUGAGAAAGAGAUAGAAGAUGCUUUAGAGAAUAUAUAUGGUAAUUGCAACGGUGAUGGCAAUGAUCUCUACAUUACUUCUCUUCGCUUUCGAUUGUUAAGAGAGCAUGGUGUUAAAAUUCAGUGUGAAUCCUUCAAUAAGUUCAAAGAUGAGAAAGGAAACUUCAAGGCAUCCUUAAUUAGUGAUGUGAGAGGCUUACUAGAAUUGUAUGAAGCUGCACACCUGCGAGUCCAUGGAGAAAACAUACUUGAAGAAGCUCUUGCUUUCACCACCUCUCAUUUAAGGUUAGUAGAAACAGUGGUAGAGUACCCUCUCUCAGCAGAGGUUGCUAUCUCCCAUGCCCGAAAACGACCCAUCCGCAAGGGAUUGCAAAGGUUGGAAGCUAGGAGAUUCAUUUCCAUAUAUCAAGAAGAUAGUUCACAUGACAAAAAGUUACUGAAGUUUGCCAAGUUGGAUUUCAGCUUAGUACAAAAUCUGCACAAGGAAGAGCUAAGCAAGAUCUCUAGGUGGUGGAAAGAUUUAGACUUCAAGAGAAAACUACCUUUUGCAAGAGAUAGAUUGGUUGAAGGUUGCUUUUGGAUAUUGGGAGUGUACUUUGAGCCUCAAUACUCCUUUGCUAGACAGAUAUUGACAAAAGCAAUAGUCAUGGCAUCUACCAUGGAUGAUAUAUAUGAUGCAUAUGGCACAUUUGAAGAACUUCAACUUUUUACCAAAGCUAUUGAGAGGUGGGAUACUAACUGUAUGGAUCGACUGCCAGCAUAUAUGAAAUUGUUCUACAAGGCACUCUUAGACGUUUAUGAAGAAAUGGAGGAAGUGAUGACAGAGCAAGAAAAAUCAUACCGUGUCAAAUAUGCAAAAAAAUCAAUGAAACAAUUAUCUCAAGCUUAUUUCGUUGAGGCUAAAUGGUACCAUGAAAACUAUGUACCAACAAUGGAGGAGUACAUGACCAACGCUUUAGCAUCUUCUGGCUACAUCAUGGUUACAGUCACAUCUUUUGUUGGAAUGGGAGACGUGACCAAAGAGAUCUUUCAAUGGGCAUCUAACAAGCCUAAGAUUGUCAGAGCUUCUUCCAUAAUUGCCCUCAUGGACUAUAUUGUUUCACACAAGUUUGAGCAAGAGAGAGGGCAUGUUGCAUCGGCUAUUGAAUGCUACAUGAAGCAACAUGGGGUUUCAGAAGAAAAGGCAUGCAAUGAGUUGAACAAGCAAAUUGAGAAUGCUUGGAAGGAUAUAAAUCAGGAAUUGGUAAGGCCACCGGCUCGGGUUCCAAUGCCGGUCCUCACACGGAUUCUCAAUCUUGCAAGGGUGAUGGAUUUCCUUUACAAGGAAGGAGAUGGAUACACACAUGUUGGAGAAGCUUUAAAGGAUGGAAUCACUUCAUUGAUGAUUGAUCCAAUCCCAAUUUGA